This is a messenger RNA of Trichoderma reesei QM6a, 1533 nucleotides long. RefSeq lists its product as uncharacterized. The record is from RefSeq and is a predicted model, not a curated record. NCBI's taxonomy places the organism in Eukaryota, Fungi, Ascomycota, Sordariomycetes, Hypocreales, Hypocreaceae. Gene Ontology annotation, molecular function: hydrolase activity. The coding region runs from base 1 to 1533 and encodes 510 amino acids. The transcript is spliced from 2 exons.
AUGGACGAGACUCCUCCAACCUCGGCUUCUGCCAUCGCAGCCCCUUCAUCACCCUCUCCCGCCUCCCGCCUCGCCGUCAACUUCAGACUGCUCCUCCUCAUACUGGCCAAGCUGCCUCUCCUGACGCGGGUAGCCAUCCUUCACGCAUUGAGGCUCUCCGAACCGGCCAAAUACGUCGAUCUGCAGUCCAACCUGGUGGUUUCCUUCAUACGCGCCCUCUUGACGCCGUCCACUCCACGGCCAAUCUCUUACGCCCAGAAGCUCACCACGCGCGACACCGAGAUCAGGGGGAGGAUAUGGAUCAGCUCAUACGCCUCGCCGCCGCCUCCAGAGACGGACAUCCGAGACGCGCUGCUCCGAAUCGUUGAGAGCACGAGAUAUCCGCAUCCCAGCGGCAGCGGCAGCAGCAGCAGCGAAAGCACCACCACCACCACCACCACCAGAGUCCCCCAGCUCACCCCCGUCCAAGCCGAAUGGACGGGAUACCGAGCCGCGGCCUCGAAGAGGGAGCCCCUGCCCGCCAUGUCCGAGGCCGACAAGUACCGCGCCAUGAUGAAGGAGUGCCGCGAGCCGACGACGGUGCUCUACUUCCACGGCGGCGCGUACUACCUCUGCGAUCCGGCCACGCACCGCCACGUCGUCAAGAGGCUGGCCAAGCUGACGGGCGGGCGAUGCUAUUCCGUGCGGUACCGCCUGGCGCCGCAGGAUCCGUUUCCGAGCGCGCUGCUCGAUGCGCUCGUCUCGUACUUUACGCUGCUGUAUCCGCCGCCGGAUGCCUACCACGAGGCUGUGAAGCCGUAUCAUGUUGUUUUUGCGGGAGACAGCGCCGGCGGAAACUUGGCCCUCGCCCUCUUGCAGCUCAUCCUUGAGUUGCGCCGUCAAAACACGCGCAUUCAGUGGUACGGCGAGUCACGCACAGUCCCUCUGCCCGCCGGCGUCUCCUGCGCCUCUCCCUGGCUCGACAUCACGCACAGCUCGCCCUCAUGGCAGGGGGAAGACCCUCACCCCUUCGACUACCUGCCCAAGCCGCGGCCCGAUGCCAUGGCCAGGAUCCCGCCGUGCGAUAUAUGGCCGGCAAACCCGCCGCGGAAGCACAUCUACGUCGAUGACGAUAUGGUCGCGCAUCCGCUGGCGACGCUCCUCAUGAGCCGCAGCUGGGAGGGAUCGCCGCCCAUAUGGAUGUGUACGGGCUGGGAGAUUCUCGCGUACGAGGACAAGGCGCUGGCAAUGAAGCUCUUUGCCGAUGGCGUUCCCCUGGUAUUCGAGGAGUACGAGGCGAUGCCGCACGUCUUUGCCCUGCUCUUGUCCCAUGCCCCUGCUUCUCGGCGCUGUUUCGAGAGCUGGGCCAGCUUCAUUCGCCGCUCGGUGCAAGAUCCGACGUCGAUUGAGGCUAGCGCAACGAGCAUCAAGGCUCGGACGCUGGAGGAGACGAGCCUCAAAUUCGAGGAGCUCCUGGAGGACAGUCUGGAGGACGUGCAGGCGUCUGUGGCGAUGAAGGCUGGGCUCAAGACGGAAUGGACGGCGAGGCUGUGA